This is a messenger RNA of Penicillium concentricum, 1578 nucleotides long. RefSeq lists its product as uncharacterized. Gene Ontology annotation, molecular function: amino acid transmembrane transporter activity. The coding region runs from base 1 to 1578 and encodes 525 amino acids. Gene Ontology annotation, cellular component: membrane. Gene Ontology annotation, biological process: amino acid transmembrane transport. The transcript has a single exon. Lineage: Eukaryota; Fungi; Ascomycota; Eurotiomycetes; Eurotiales; Aspergillaceae. The record is from RefSeq and is a predicted model, not a curated record.
AUGAAUAAUAUCCGAUCAGACAAACACGAUGGUAACGGACAUGACGUGUACCAGACGUCGACAGUCGAUUCGCUUGCUGUAGAGCAGCCGCUCCACUGCCCGUCUACCAAGCGAGAUCUUAAAGCACGCCAUGCGCUCUUCAUUGCCUGGGGUGGCACUGUUGGGACUGGCCUCUUCAUCACCACUGGCAAGACUCUUGCGACUGGUGGACCAGCCUUCCUUGUCGGGAGCUACGUGUUCAUAUCGAUCUUGGUAUACUUCAUUCUUACGGGAGUCAUUGAGAUGGCCACGUUUCUUCCUGUCCGCGGAGGUUCGAUGAGUCGGUAUGGCCACCUCUUCGUGUCUAAGAGUCUCGGGUUCGCCAUGGGUUGGCUCUAUGUCUACUCUUUUGCCAUACUGGUUCCAUUUGAACUUACUGCAUGCGCUAUUCUCAUAGACUUUUGGCAACCGGGUAUCAAUAGCGCGGUUUGGAUCACCAUUCUGCUGGUCUUGUUGGUCAUCCUCAAUGUCCUUCCAGUACGAUUCUACGGCGAGGCUGAAUUUCUCUUCACUGGUGUGAAACUGGCCACUAUUAUUGGCCUUCUUUGUCUUUCGUUCAUAUUGUUCUGGGGAGGAGGUCCUGACCGCAACAGGCUCGGGUUCCACUACUGGAAAAAUCCCGGUGCGACAAAGACCUUGAUUCUGGAAGAGGACGCUGGCAGACUGGUUGCCGCUAUUGCGACUGUCAUCAGCAGCAUCCUACCCUUCAGCUUUACGCCCGAGAUGGUGGUUGGAACGGCGGCCGAGAUCAGAGACCCGAGCAAAAAUGUACCAAGAGUAGCGAAACAUUUCACCUGGCGUCUUGUUGUUCUUUUCGUCGGCAGCGCCAUCGGUAUCUCUGUCAUCUGCCCUUCAGAUGCUGCCACCCUCACUAGUGGAAGCGAUGCUGCAUCCUCACCCUGGGUUGCAGGUAUCAAGCAAGCUGGAAUAGUCAACUUGGACAGUAUCAUAAACGCGGUGGCGCUUGUGGCAGCCUGGUCAACAGGUAAUGCGUUCCUUUACCUCUCUAGUCGCUCUCUUCACUCCAUCGCUAUGGAGGGUCACGCCCCUCAAAUCUUUCAACGCUGCACUACAAAAGGAGUGCCCAUCUACGCUGUGGGGGCAACGUCAUGUGUCUCUCUCCUAGCGUAUAUGACACUUAACUCUUCCUCGGCGACCAUCCUGAACUGGCUGUUGAACUUGGUCAACACCGGCGGAUUUUUGUCCUGGGUCUGCUGCUCCAUCACAUAUAUUCGCUUUCGAAAAGCCUGUGAGGUUCAGGGAGUUCCAAAGUCAAAGCUUACACAGAGGUCCCCGCUACAGCCAUACACUUCGUGGAUUACGCUCCUUUUGUUCAGUAUCUUAUGUCUUUUGAACGGUUUCACUGUCUUUUUCCCGUCCGAAUGGUCCAUUGCUUCUUUCAUAUCGGCAUAUAUUGGAUUUCCGGCGUUUCUCGUCCUGUAUUUUGGUCACAGAUUCACUAAUUUUAAAGAACCGUGGGCCAUUCCGUCACAUCUUGUGAACCUACAGCUUGACCCAGCGGAAUUGGACAAUAAUUGA